Messenger RNA from Python bivittatus (Burmese python), 610 nucleotides. Lineage: Eukaryota; Metazoa; Chordata; Lepidosauria; Squamata; Pythonidae. The record is from RefSeq and is a predicted model, not a curated record.
CCGAGAAUGGAGUAACCGAGAUACGCGAAGCUAGGGGGAAGAGUUUCGGACUGGAGGAGGCAGAGGGAGCAGGCAGGCAGGCAGGCAAGCCAGCGAGCGAGCAAGCGGUGGUUCUUUCUCAAGGAAGGACCUCGACGGAGGAAGCAAGAGAACGAAGCGCAAGAAUGCACUAGGGCAGGGGUUGGUGCUGCGCUGCCGUAGUCAGACGCCAAGCGCGAGUGCCUCCUGAAGCUUCCCAUCCUCCGCUGCAGCGUCCUGACUGAGCUUGUCAAUGGAGCUGGAGAAUAUAGUUGCCAACACGGUUCUGCUCAAAGCCAGAGAAGGGGGUGGAGGAAAGCGCAAAGGUAAAAGCAAAAAAUGGAAGGAAAUCCUGAAGUUUCCUCACAUUAGCCAGUGUGAAGAUCUUCGAAGAACAAUAGAGAGAGAUUAUUACAGUUUAUGUGACAAGCAACCAAUAGGAAGACUUCUCUUUCGGCAAUUCUGCGAGACUCGCCUGGAGCUGGAGUGCUGUAUUAAGUUUCUUGAUUCGGUGGCAGAAUAUGAAGUACUUCCAGAUGAAAAAUUGGGAGAGAAAGGCAAAGAAAUUGUGAUGAAAUACCUCAUCCCAGGG